AUGUCUUCCAGUUCUUCCAUUAACUCAUCUUCCAAUCAAAUCCUUCCGGAAGAUCGACACGAAUCCUCUGAGCCGAGCUCCUCCUCUUCGAAUCCUCACCAAUCGAACUCGUCUCAGGAAGAGAGCAACCCUCCUCAGUUAGUUCGUAAGAACUCCAAGUCAGUGGAAGCGAGCAGUAGCCGUGGUAGACCUAGAGUCGAGGCUACCGAACGGUUGACGGCAGAAACUCGCAAAACAGAAGCUCGCGUUGGACCGAACGCCGACAGUAUUGACCAUGAGAUCGAGGAGGUCGAAGAACCUGAAGGAGAGGGUCAGGAAGCCGACGCCAAUGAAGCAGAAAUCGCCGAGAACAACCUUGAAGCGGUGAACCAUGCCUCACCGCCUCUUCCGAGACGAAGGGUCGUUCGCCCCAACAACGUACCGUCCUCCUCAGUUUCUUCGGGCGCUAUCCAGGCCGUGCUCGAGGAAAAUGGGCUCUUAGGCCAGAUUGCCUUCAUAAUCCUUGAAGCUGGAGAUCGGCCGUGGGACGUGCCCGAAGGCUUUCUCUGCGUUUAUCUAACUUAUUUCACGCAAUGCGGGCUCACACUUCCAAUCCCCGCUCGUCUUCUCGGGUAUUGUAAUCGGCGUGGAGUAGCUCUCUCACAGGUGAUGCCAGCCUCAGUAACGAACUACGUGGGUCCAAGGAAUGGUUUCUUUGCCGCUAAUGCUAAGCCGAAGAAGAACAUAGUGACCGGUCCCAAACCCAGUAAAUUCAAUGACUGGGAAUCCUUGUACUUUUACCUCGAGAUGAACGAUCUCACUGUCAGCAACUCUGACAUCCCAACUCAAUCGGAGUGGAAGAUUCCGAUUGGUCGUCAUCUCCCAAGUCUCAUCCUCAAUUCCGGGCUCACCUCCGAAUUCGAAGCAGCUUUCAGCGAAGCCGGCAAGCGUCGCUGGCCUGAAGUUUGGGAGGAAAUUCUUGAUCGUCGAGCUAAGAAAGCAGGUUCCGUCCGAGAACCAAAACCGCGCAAGCCAAAAGCUCGAGCUAACAAGCCCCGAGCUGCUCCAAGGCGCAAAGUUCCAAAACCACAGGUUAAGCGAACUCGCACUGCUAGGAUGCUUUCCUUGGAUGAGAUCCCAACUCUCUUUGACGAGGAGGAACCAGACGUGGCUGAUCCGACCCCAGUCCCUGCUACCGAAGGGACCAAUGAGCAGCCGGAAGAGUUGCCACCUGCUGCGAACUCACCUGACCAAGCCGGUCCGAAGAGAGUGAAGAAGAAGAAGUCUUCGAAGAAGACUAAGAAGACGGAAGAUUCUUCUCGGGUGCAAGAUGUACCCGCCGAGCUCGAUCCACCGGCGGCUAUGGGGUCGGACCUCGCUCUUUCUGAAGACCGAGGUGAAGCUUCUCAUUCCCGUAAGAGGCAAACUAGGGACCAUGUUGAGGGUUCUCCAGAGCCCGAGCCGGCUAAGAGGGCCCGAGUCUGUUUUGAUUAUGACGAGGAGACUCCUUUCGAGGAGAACAUAGAUGCUUGCGCCGAGCUCUAUCACAAGAUCUCAUCAGAGGUCCCAAGUCUUCCUUCAGUCCCCGAGCUCCGGUUCCCGAACAUGUAUAAGGGAAUUGCCCGUACAACUGCUGUGCUCGCCAGCCAGAUCAACAAUCUGGUUGCCGCGUACGAGGUAGCUCUUUUUGAUGAGCAAGUAAGGGUCUCCGAGCUCGAGGAAAGAGUCGCCAGAGCUGAGGAGCGCCUCGCCACCGAGCUACAAAUCAACGAGGCUCUCCACUCUUCGGUUGAUUUGCUGAAGCAAGAGAGUGCUGAGUUAAAGGCGGCGAAAGCCGAAUUGACUGAGGCUCAAAGUAUGCUGGCGAGGGAGUUCGAGAAAGACCGAGAGCAGCUACGAAAAUUGGUCGCACACUGGAAGGGCCGGGCGAGAAAAGUCCAUGACACGGCUUGCGAACGCCUAGAAAAAGUUAUCCGUAGUCUGGACGACGCGGACCGUGCUCGCAAGCCGUACUUGGUGGUCAACCAACUCACGGGAGUUCUCGGUUUUAUCAAGCAGUUGCGGAAGAAGGGCUUGUACGAGGUCCCACCAGAAAUGGUUGCUGAUAUCGAAGCAAAACAUGCCAAGGCGCUGGAGGACUUCCAUGCAGUCGAUGCUUGCGUUCUCACCGAGGAGGACAAGAGGAUGUCUCCGUUCGUGGAGGAAGAUGAUAUUCCGGCCGCGAACGUGACCCAGAGCGCGCAGGAUCCUGCGAGGGGUGAGCAGUUCGGCUCAAACGAAGACAUGCUUAAUGCUGCUACUUCGAAGACCGUCUAAUCUUUUCCUGCUAUUCUCGAACUUAUUUGUCCUUUCAUGGGUUAUUUUGUAAUAUUUACGUUUAUCUGAACCCUCGGUGGGCUCCUUUUGAACUUAUUUGCCUCUCGGGGGGCUUUUAAUUAUAUGCU
Eutrema salsugineum is the source of this 2423-nucleotide messenger RNA. Its product is annotated as meiosis-specific protein ASY2-like. Lineage: Eukaryota; Viridiplantae; Streptophyta; Magnoliopsida; Brassicales; Brassicaceae. Bases 1 to 2295 code for a protein of 764 amino acids. The transcript is spliced from 5 exons. The record is from RefSeq and is a predicted model, not a curated record.